AUGGCUCUGCAGGAUGGCCUGCAGCAGGCAGGUGGGGAGGUGCGGGGGCUGGCUGCUGGCCUUCCACUCCCUGGUCAUCCCCUUCCUCGGGCCCACCCAGCUCAUGGCCUGUGGUGCCAGGACUGCACGCUGACCACCAACUCCAGCCACUGCACCCCGAAGCAGUGCCAGCCGUCGGACACGGUGUGCGCCAGCGUCCGCAUCGCUGACCCCAGCAGCAGCAGGAAGGACCAUUCCGUGAACAGGAUGUGUGCCUCAUCCUGCGACUUCGUUAAGCGGCACUUUUUCUCAGAUUAUCUGAUGGGCUUCAUUAACUCUGGGAUCUUAAAAGUAGACGUGGACUGCUGCGAGAAAGAUUUGUGCAAUGGGGUGUCUGGGGCUGGGGGCAGCCCCUGGGCCCUGGCUGGCGGGCUCCUGCUCAGUUUGGGGCCUACCCUCCUCCGGGCUGGGCUCUGAGAUCUCCUUCCUUAAGGGCUUCUGAACUUGUUCCCUGGGACCUAUGGCUGCCCCCUCCUCAGCCUGGCUUGGCUGGGGCUGGGGCAGCGUUGGCCUGGCUCCACCACCUGUGGCCCCUGCCCUACUCCGUUUCUCUACCAGCUCUGAGUCCCAGCCAGCAGGACACCUCCAGGCCACAGGCAUCCGCUGGGUGGGCAGGAGGUCUGGGGGUGAGGGCAGGGGGCUGGGACCACCAGGUCUCUGAGGGGAAGACAGGAGGAGCCAGGCCCAGCUGAGCAGCCCAGCUGUUAGUGUCUUCUACAAAUAAAGUCACUUCUGAGUCUGGAGACCUCAGUCUGAACUUGGGGGUGGGGGCGGGGCUCCCAGCAGAGAGUUGGGAGUGAGGUGCUGAGGAAGAACAGGUGGGCACCCAGGUCUGUGGUGCUGGGCUGCCUGGGGAACCUCGGGCCUGGUGAGGAUUGAGAACAAGGGUGUGUGGGGGGGGACUUAGUGUGGAGAUGAACAGAUCACAGGGUAGGCCUGAGGGUGAGGCCUCAUAACCACAUGUGCACACUGAGGACACCAGUCACACACAGACGCAGGCAGACUCACCUUAGCUCACACAAAUAUAGUGCUGUGCACACACACAGCCCGCCCUGCCUGCAGUGUGGGACACCUGCAUACACACCCAUGCUCACAUAUUCACACUCUGACUCCCACAGGCGUGCACACACACUCACAUGUCUGGACUCCACCUCUUAACUAGAGAUUCCCAGCCCGCCCCCCUCAGGCAGGUACCCCCAAGUGCAGGGUCCUGAAGGCCAGCUCCCCAAGCAGGGGCUGAGGAAGCCCACCCUCUGUGUGGGGUGGAACAGAUGGACUGGGGCACUUUGGGUGGGGGAGGCAGGAGGGGACCCCUGGAGGUAGGUCUUAGGGUUCCACUUAUCUUGGCCCUUCCUGCUCCAACCGAGGGUCUGUGGUCCUGUCCCUGCCCGAGUCCAGCCCAGCCUUCCACACCCCCUGGCCAUGUGGCUUGUCCCGUGCCCAGGCUCACCAUGUGGUGCUCAGCGGCCACUCCAGGGCUCCUCUGGGGCCAGGUUGUCGACUGGUUCUCCCUCGUCCCUGUGCGGCUGACCCAGGCCCUGGGCACUUCUGUGUCCUGGCCUCCUUGGAAAGGACAGUGGUUCCACCAAGAGCUGGCCUUGACCUCCCCUCCCAGGUUCCUCUGAUGAGCCAUGGAGAGGGAUCUGGGGGUCCAGGGUGAGUGAACCAGAGAGAAGAGAACAGCAAGGUCACUGGAGACUGGUGUCAGUUUCCUGCUGGUGGAAGUGACCGAGGGGCUUGGUUGGGGUGUCUGUGCUCUGAAGUCUGCUCUGCCACUCUGCAAUGUACCCCAUCCUGCCCCUGCCCAAGCCUCAGUAAAGUGUGCUACCCAACGCUUGUGUCUGGUGCUUUGGGGCUGUCAGGAUGGUGCUGCUGCUGGUGACCUAGGGCAACUCA
This is a messenger RNA of Miniopterus natalensis, 1935 nucleotides long. NCBI's taxonomy places the organism in Eukaryota, Metazoa, Chordata, Mammalia, Chiroptera, Miniopteridae. The record is from RefSeq and is a predicted model, not a curated record.